This is a messenger RNA of Bombina bombina (fire-bellied toad), 2633 nucleotides long. It is a transcript of the gene XPNPEP3, whose product is annotated as X-prolyl aminopeptidase 3. Gene Ontology annotation, cellular component: mitochondrion. The coding region runs from base 845 to 2341 and encodes 498 amino acids. The record is from RefSeq and is a predicted model, not a curated record. Gene Ontology annotation, molecular function: manganese ion binding; metalloaminopeptidase activity. The transcript has 10 exons. NCBI's taxonomy places the organism in Eukaryota, Metazoa, Chordata, Amphibia, Anura, Bombinatoridae.
UAUAUAGUCACAUAAGUACUUACAUAGGUGAUAUAUAGUCAUGAGUACUUACAUAGAUUAUAUGUAGUCACAUGAGUACUUACAUAGGUGAUAUAUAGUCACAUGAGUACUUACAUAGGUGAUAUAUAGUCAUGAGUACUUACAUAGGUUAUAUGUAGUCAUAUGAGUACUUACAUAGGUGAUAUGUAGUCACAUGAGUACUUACAUAGGUGAUAGUCACAUGAAUACUUACAUAGGUGAUAUAUAGUCAUAUGAGUACUUACAAAGGUGAUAUGUAGUCAUAUGAGUACUUACGUAGGUGAUAUAAGUACAAAUAUAUAAGUAAUAAUGAAGCAAGGAGCAGAUCACUUGACUGGUGGGAUUUAAGGGUUAUGUAACACAUUGUUUUCUAACAUGAUUGAGAUAAAGCAGCAAUUUUAUACAACUUUUCUAAUUUACGCCUAUUAUGAAUUUUUUUCGUACUCUUGGUAUCUUUAUAUAAAAUUGCUGCUAUAUAUGAAGCAUGAAAGAAAAAAUGUGCGUUUCAUUUUGUAUGAAUGGCUGAGAGGCCAGCGAUGAUUGGCGGAUCAGGUCACGUGAAUACACCACCUGACUGUAUUAUGGCGCUGUGACCGUGAGCAUGAUGUGGAGGCCACUUGCUCGGUUUAGCACUCCAGUAACACGUGGCUCUCGCCGUAACGUUACCGGCCGCGCCAGCACACCGGAAGUUAAUGCGGUGAAGGUCCUUUUUUUCAGGCAUAGCAUUGACGGCUAUUUGUGACGUCAUUAACACGCGACUGUUUUUUUCCUGGUUCCCUAAGUUGAAACUGUUUGUUCCGUUACUUGUCAUUUGUUUUUCUGCAACAUGUGGCGCUCGCGCGGAGCCUUGAUGGGACACGUGACAGUUUGUGUUUCCUGCAUGAGACGCAGAUUUUCAGUAAAACCUAAGGUCCUUGAUCUUCCAAAGCGAUACCUUGGUCAACCCAGCCCAUUUACCCACCCACACCUUCUGAAGCCAGGCGAGGUCACCCCUGGUCUGACACAGACGGAAUAUGCCGUCCGACGUCACAAGCUAAUGUCACUCAUUCAGACGUCUCCGGCACUGGGGAGUGGUACAGAUCACGCCGUCAUCUUCCUGUCUCACCCUACACUGUAUAUGACCAGUGACAUACCUUUCCCUUUCCAUCAACACACAGACUUCCUCUACUUGUGCGGGUUCCUAGAACCUGAUAGUAUCCUUAUCCUGAGGAGCCGGGCUGGCCACUCACUGCCCUCCCACACCGCCAGCCUCUACGUGCCUCGCAGAGAUGCCAGCCGUGAGCUGUGGGAUGGGCCACGUUCUGGAGCAGACGGUGCUGUAGCUCUCACUGGGGUAGAUGAGGCUUUUGUAAUGGAUGAGUUCAAACAUGUUCUGCCUCGGCUGCUAGACGAAGGUGUGACGUUGUGGUGUGACUGUGCCAGGCCCGCUCACCCCGCUCUGUAUAGCAGCUGCCUCCAGCCUUUGGUGCAAUCUAGAGCCAGAGGAAAGAACCCAAUCAGACCAAUAAGGCAUCUUGUCCAUCAGCUUCGUCUAGUGAAGUCCCAAGCUGAGCUGGAGCUCAUGAAGCAAGCAGGUCGCAUCUCCUCCCAGGCUUUCAUACAGACCAUGAGCUGCACUACAGCACCCGUGGAUGAAGCUUUUAUCUAUGCUAAGUUUGACUUUGAGUGCCGUGCACGAGGUGCAAACAUACUUGCCUAUCCGCCUGUUGUCGCUGGAGGGAACCGCUCAAACACACUUCACUACGUGAACAACAAUCAAAGGAUUCAGCCUGGAGAGCUGGUUCUAUUAGAUGGAGGUUGUGAAGCUUCUUGUUAUGUCAGUGACAUCACACGGACAUGGCCUGUAAGUGGCAGGUUCUCAGCCCCACAGCAAGAGCUGUACCAGGCUGUCUUAGAUGUACAGAAGUCCUGUCUGAAGCUUUGCGUCCCAGGUACGAGUCUGGAAAAUAUCUACAGCCACAUGCUGUGCCUCAUCUCACAGAAACUGAUGGAUCUGGGGAUUGUGCCGAGAGGGAGCAGCGACACCCAGCUGUUUAAGGCUGCUCGCAGAUACUGUCCUCAUCAUGUCGGGCAUUACCUAGGAAUGGAUGUGCACGAUACUCCAGACGUAUCCCGGUCCCUGUCCCUGCAACCUGGCAUGGUCAUCACUGUGGAGCCAGGUAUCUAUAUUCCGGAUGAUGACUCAGCCACUCCCAUGAAAUACAGAGGUCUGGGCAUCCGAAUUGAAGACGACGUGGUCAUCACAGAGCAAUCACCCAUAAUCCUUUCUGUUGACUGUCCCAAGGAAAUCCACGAGCUGCAGCAGGUCUUUGGCAAGAGCUGAUACUCCAGAGUCUGUGAUAUUUCCCAUUCCUUUUUAUGAAAGAGAGUAACUGUAUGUGGCAAAUGAUUUUAUUUAGACAGGAAAACAUUAUUGCAGCCUGGGCGGAUAUCUGUGUGUUGUAUUUAUUUUAUAUAAUCUCAGCAAUAGACAGAUGUGCGCAGGAAAACGUUAUUGCCGCCUGGGCGGAUAUCUGUGUGUUGUAUUUAUUUUAUGCAGAAAUAUUUUAUGAACAGUUUCCUGUUCAUCAGAUUUACAAAAUGGAUUUUAAAAAUAAAAUUGUAAAGUAUUUUUA